AUGGCACAUUUGGGUCCUGAGGCACUUGCCUUUGCUGAAGCUACGCUUUCCGCUGGAGCCCAACCAACCAAAGUGCGGGAGCUACUGCAAGACAAAUACGGCGCUAAUCUCAUUAGCAAAGACCUAGUUAACAUCAAACAAACAUUGACAGGAAAGUCAGAUAAUGAAUGGAUAGACACAGUCGAUUACAUGAUGGACCUACAGAAAGACAACAACGUCAUUAAAGUAUUGCACAACUCAGAUUGGGAGGUCGCCGCGAUUUUCGUUCAGUUGGAGAAGCAGGCUGGCUUUUCCCUUUACCACCUUUUGAUAGAGGACAAUAACGGUGAUGGACAGCCCGUCGCGAUGUUUUUUGUAAAGGAAGAAACGACAGAUUCCAUUUCCACGUGCCUGGAAGUUUUUUCAGAGAACAACGACAUCUCCGUCACCAAAGUUACCGUGACUGAUAAUGACUGUGCGGAGAUUGCCGCUCUUGCAAAGUAUUUCCCAACAGCAACACACAUCCUAUGCCAAUUUCACGUUUUGAAGGCUAUCGACGCGAAGCUAAACAAAAUAAAGAAUAUCAGAAAACAAAACAAAAACGAAAUUCAAGAAUAUUUUCGUUCAGCUCUCUUUGCGGCAACGCAAGAGGAAUUUGAUGCAUCUCAUGAGCAUUUAAUGCGUCAAGAUGGGUGUGUUGCAGCUUAUUUUCGCGACAAUUGGUUCAAUGUCAUCGAUAAGUGGGCAUCUCUGGCGCGUCGUAAUCUUCAGACGUUUGGCAAUAACACCACAAAUCGCCUGGAACGCUUCCACCAUACCAUUAAAGACGUCCUGCAGAAAACGAAACGACUUCCAGAGGUUUUAAGGACGUUUGUGAACAUAGUUUUGCUCCGUCUCAGUGACAGGCAAGUAAAACAAAACAUGUGGGAGCUCAGGUUUUCCACAAAAUCAAAGCAUCCCUUGCUUCAAAACUAUGCCAAAUCCAUAUCACCGUAUGCUUGGACUAAAGUGGAAGGAGAAAUGAAGAUAAUGAAGAAAACUUAUGAUUUCUUUCUCGAUGAGGAAUUGUCGAUCUACAGCAUUGCGUCUCGCAACACAACUUACCAGUUGAAACGCGAUUUGACCGGCUGUACGUGCCAAUUCUUCAUGUCGUUUGGUCUUCCAUGUCGACAUACAAUCUUCUUUCAUAUCAAAGACCACAUUGAAAUCCCUGCUGGAUAAUUUUUGGGACAUUGGCGGAAUCAAUGUUUAGAAAAUGAUGUGAUCGUUCCGACAGUUGUGACAGCUCCAACUGGAUUACAUCGAACGAAGCAGGCCGUCCAUCCAAACACUGAUAAGGACCAGUUUAAUGAAGCGAUGACCUUCUUUAAGAAACUGGGUGACACAAUGAGCGUUUUGCCAAAGCCUAACUUCAUUCAAAAAAUGAAUUUCUUCCAAGAGAUUCAUUCUUUGAUUAAAAAUGAUAAGCCGCAGCAGAUAAUGAGGACAAAUGAUGCUUCCGCUGAGAGCCUUUCUUUGAGUUCCAAAGUGUUAUUAAAUCCUGGAUUUACAGCUGUUGAGGUACCACCUUCUUUGGCAAAAGAGGGUGCAUCUGCUGACGAAGAACAAACUUUGCUGUGUUCUACAGAGAAAAAGGUAACAGAAAUUAAUACAUAA
Molecule: messenger RNA, 1635 nt
Organism: Daphnia magna
Lineage: Eukaryota; Metazoa; Arthropoda; Branchiopoda; Diplostraca; Daphniidae
Product: protein FAR1-RELATED SEQUENCE 5-like
Exons: 9
Molecular function (GO): zinc ion binding
Source: RefSeq, a predicted model, not a curated record